UAUCAAUUUCGUCUGAAAAGCCAGCUUAUUAUUGGGUUACCCAGCCUUCUUCCUGCACUUGCCGCUCCUCCAAGAAUCAUGAGCUUACUACGACGAUUCAAAGCAACCGAUCUUUUUGAAUUCAAUAAUGUCAAUCUCGAUGUUUUGACAGAAACUUAUAACAUCUCAUUCUAUCUGCAAUACCUCGCACAAUGGCCCGAUCUAUUCUGUGUACAAAUGUCUCCACAGGAUCGUCUCAUGGGUUAUGUGAUGGGUAAGGCUGAAGGUACUGGCAAGAACUGGCACGGGCACGUUACGGCCAUCACAGUUGCUCCUGAAUAUCGUCGAUUGGGUUUGGCCGAUGGCAUGAUGAACCUGCUUGAAGAAGUGUCCGAGAAAACAUACAAUGGAUGGUUCGUGGAUCUAUAUGUGCGUGUAUCCAAUGCAGUGGCCAUAGGCAUGUAUCGUAAAUUUGGCUAUUCAGUAUAUCGUCGUGUACGGAACUAUUACUCCGGAGCAACAAAUGAGGAUGCUUAUGAUAUGCGAAAACCGCUAGCCCGAGAUAAGAUGCGGGAAACGAUACGAGAAAAUGGAGAAAAUGUAUAUGUCAAUCCAGAAGACCUCGAUUCAUGGCGUUAAGUCAAAAAUGGGCAAUCUCUAGAAGCCAUGUUUGAGAAAAGAAAAACAAUAAAAGAAAAAGUGAUAAAUGCUACCCAUCA
Messenger RNA from Zychaea mexicana, 698 nucleotides. Its product is annotated as acyl-CoA N-acyltransferase. The record is from RefSeq and is a predicted model, not a curated record. Gene Ontology annotation, cellular component: NatB complex. Gene Ontology annotation, molecular function: protein-N-terminal amino-acid acetyltransferase activity. NCBI's taxonomy places the organism in Eukaryota, Fungi, Mucoromycota, Mucoromycetes, Mucorales, Lichtheimiaceae. The coding region runs from base 79 to 618 and encodes 179 amino acids. Gene Ontology annotation, biological process: N-terminal peptidyl-methionine acetylation. The transcript has 6 exons.